Paramormyrops kingsleyae is the source of this 6312-nucleotide messenger RNA. RefSeq names its product terminal uridylyl transferase 7 (gene tut7). The record is from RefSeq and is a predicted model, not a curated record. Gene Ontology annotation, molecular function: RNA uridylyltransferase activity; nucleic acid binding; zinc ion binding. Lineage: Eukaryota; Metazoa; Chordata; Actinopteri; Osteoglossiformes; Mormyridae.
UCUGUUCAGACUGGAGAAACGCAAUAACGCAAUUAGCUACGUUAGCCUACAGCCGGCAAAUCAGCUCCUAGUGUCCUUACUGGAUUAACGUGCAGGCCCGCAGGCUGCCUUGCUAUCCGUGGAGAGCUAGUCCGAAAGCCAGUUUCGUUAGCGUGUGGGAGGGUUCGGUCCGGAUGUUAAAGCCGCAGCUAGCCGCUUUUUUUCUGAAGCAACAAGACUAGCAUGCAGUCCAUACGGAAAUUGACAGUACAGGUACUUUGCACUGGCGACAAGCGUUGAAUGUCACCGCAAAUUUGUUUCCUUUUGACUGUGUAGGGUUGAAGGCAUAAUACAAAGGUCCAAUGGAAAAUACCGGAAAGAAGCGCAAGUCAAAGCAGAGCAAGGAGCGGAGCAAUGUUUCAGAAGACCCAGAGAGCUGGCGAAGUCCUAUUCGUUUCGAAGAUCUGGAAUACAGUAGAAAUUACAACCGUAAGCCCGAGAAGGGUUUUCAUGAUAAGAAGGGCAUGGCCAUCAUCAUUGGCAACAGUCCCAGAAGCCGUGGAUACAGUCCCUCGAACAGCAGUCCACGUGAGUUUGGUAGGGGUGGCUACAGGAACAGGUAUGAGCACAGAGAGGGGUUCCGGAAAUUUCCUAUUCUAGAGACGCCCCACUUGCAAGAGAAAAACUGGAGAGAACAUCCUUCUGGAGGCAGCUGGAGGAAGAAUGCCUUCCAGGAGGAUGGUGAAGACUUGGGUAGGCCACUGGAAGCAGGGAAUAGGCAACGGCACCUUAAGGAUUUGAUAAACUGGGACCCGGAUUCUCAUGCUUCAGGGCACAAACGAAGAAUGAGGCAGCGGAGGAAAGAUCACAGUGAGAGAGAUGAGGACGGAGGAGCUCAUGUGACUGACAUAUCGGCUCUCUCAGAAAAGGAGCGUCGGGUUGAAGAGAGGAUUGGCAAGGAAGGGAUCUUCCGACUUAGAAACCGUUCUCGGAACAAUCCUAAGGCUCGGUACCACUGUAACCUGUGUGACGCGCUGUUGGAGUCCCUGUCUGUCGCCCUUAAACACCUGAAAGAGAGAUUCCACAAAAAGCGAUCCCGGGACAGGCUUGAGGAGAUGCUCCUCAUAGAGAUCCCACCACCAGAAGAAGCUCAGACCCAAGCUGUAGGCAUCACCAUUGAGAAACAGGUGGUGGAAUAUGGUCUAGAUGAUAAAGAUGUGGAGAUGAGGCACCGUAUCGUUUUUUCGAUGGAGGAGGCCAUCAGAGCAGACCUGCCUGAAUGCUCACUGAGGUUAUAUGGAUCCUCUUGCACUAAAUUUGGUUUCAAAGAUUCAGAUGUCAACAUAGACAUCCAGUUCCCACCUCAUAUGCAUCAACCUGACGUGCUCUUGCUGGUCAACGAGGCGCUCUCAAAAAGCUCUGUCUAUAUGGAUCUGGAAGCUGACUUUCAUGCAAGGGUUCCUGUGGUAGUUUGCAAAGAAAAGCAAAGUGGUCUGAUUUGCAAGGUGAGUGCAGGCAAUGACAACGCCUACUUGACAACGGAGUACCUGUCAGCACUGGCCAACCUAGAACCGCACCUGCGCCCCCUAGUUGUGGGGUUUAGACGCUGGGCUCAGAUCUGUCACAUCGACCAUCCAGAGGAAGGCGGACUUCCCCCAUAUGUGUUGGCUCUCAUGGUUAUCUUCUUCCUUCAGCAGCGGAAGGAACCACUUCUACCCAAUUAUCUGGGGUCCUGGAUAGUGGGGUUUUCCAUGAGCAGACUGAAUCAUUUCCACCUGACUGGUGUGGAGAACGAUCAUGUGCUUUGGGAGUUCAAACCCUCCCAGGAGGAAACUGCACCCUCUGUGGAGAUCUGCAGAAAUGGAAAGGUGCCCUUGGUGUUCGAAGAUGAUCGCUGGCGCUCUGUGACUUUGGGGCAACUGUGGGUGGAGAUGCUGCGCUUUUACUCGCUGGAGUUUGACAUGGCCAACCGUGUCAUCAGUGUCCGCUUGAACUGUGUCUGCUUCCGCGAAUCCAAGGACUGGUCUAAGAAGAGAAUUGCUGUAGAAGAUCCUUUUGCGGUGAAAAGGAAUGUGGCACGUACAGUGAACAGUCAGGUCAUGUACGAGUACAUCCUGCACUGUCUGAAGACUACUUACAAGUACUUUGCCAUGCCCUUGGGACAGCAGAAAUCGCACCUCAUCGAUCAGAAGGCAGGGAGGAAACGCAGAGACUGUCACAGCUCGGGUGAACGAAACCAAGAUGAUGAGAGAAGCUACGAUGAAUCGGAUCCUUGUGCUGUUGACCCCCUAUUACCAGCCGACGGUUUCCUGCUUGAGUCGGGGUUGAAAACUCUUAGCUUGAGGUCUCCCAUGGUUAAUGGGCAGACAGACAGUGAGGAUGUUGCCAGCGAUCUUCGCGUUGUUGUUGAGGGAGAAAGGGCAUCUUUUCUGGAAGAUUCUGACUAUGUGGAAGAAGGGGUGGUCUGUGCGGACAGUGCUGAAAGUGACUGUGAGAGAGUCGAAGAAGACUGCCCGUUAGAUAUGGAUGAGAGUGACGACAUGGACCCCACUAAUUUACCCCAUUUCCCUCAAGAGCAGGAGCCUGAAACUGAGAGUCCUUCUGACUUGGAGGCACCUGUGGAGAUCGGUGAUAGCGAUGACCCUGAGGGGUUGGAUAGAGAGGAUGAGGACUCAGGCAGUGCUGAUGACAUCCUGGCUGAUCUCAAGAAACCCUCCUGCCAGGCAAACCAGUCUGAUGAAGAUGACGAGGAGGAGGAAGAAGAGUACACCUGUCAGCACCUUGACAGUUUCACCACAGAAGAAGAGCAGUACCCAUCGGACAUGGUGUCAGGGGAGGAGCUUCUCUCUGAAGGCGAGGGUCUCCAUACAGAUAGGCUGGUUCAAGAAGGAGAUGGUCCUGGGAUGGUAGUUGAACCAAGUUCACAUGCAGUUGAUCUGACGAAAACCCUAGAAUGUCCUGGACGUAAUCUGCAAUACAAGUUCCACAAGAUGGUCUUUACCCGUGGCAAGUCCCACACCAUCGUGUGCAGCCUGUGCAAGCACGAUGGCCACUUGAAGCGCGACUGUCCCGAAGAUUUCAAGAGGGUUGAGCUUGACCCUCUACCUCCUAUGACACCAAAGUUCCUUAGAAUUCUUAAUGACGUGUGCAUACAGUGCUACAGAGACUUUUCACCGGAUGAAGUUGAGGAGAAGGUUCGAGAACACAUCCUGCAGGAUUUGGAGAAAUUUAUAAGGCUUCAGUUUGAGGGGGCCAAGUUAAGACUCUUUGGAUCCUCAAAAAAUGGGUUUGGGUUCAAACAGAGUGAUCUGGACAUCUGCAUGGUCCUAGAGGGCCACGAGACCUCUGAGGGACUUGACUGCAUCGCAAUCAUAGAAAGCCUUGCCAGAGUUUUGAGGAAACUCCCAGGGCUGCGCAACAUAUUGCCCAUCACAACAGCCAAAGUCCCCAUCGUGAAAUUCUUCCAUGAGAAGACAGGCCUGGAAGGAGACCUCAGCCUGUACAACACAUUGGCCCUGCACAACACACGGCUCCUUGCAUCAUACGCGGCGAUCGACCCCAGAGUGAAGUACCUGUGCUAUGCCAUGAAGGUGUUCUCAAAAGUGUGCGAUAUCGGCGAUGCCUCACGUGGAAGCCUUUCUUCCUACGCCUACACGUUGAUGGUGCUGUUCUUCCUUCAGCAGAGGAGCCCACCCGUCAUUCCUGUUCUCCAGGAGAUUUAUGAUGGACCAAAGAAGCCUGAAAUCCUAGUUGAUGGCUGGAAUGUCUAUUUCUUCGAUAAACUGGAUGAAUUACCCCGCCGCUGGCCGGAGUACCACAGCAACACCGAGAGUGUGGGGGAGCUGUGGCUUGGCCUGCUGCAGUUCUACACGGAGGAGUUUGACUUCAAGGAGCACGUGAUCUCCAUCCGCAGGGAGCAGCUCCUCACCACCUUCAAGAAACAGUGGACCUCCAAGUACAUCGUCAUCGAGGAUCCUUUUGAUCUGAACCAUAACCUUGGUGCUGGAUUAUCUAGAAGAAUGACUAAUUUUAUCAUGAAAGCCUUCAUCAAUGGAAGAAGGGUUUUUGGAACUCCCAUUAAAGUCUACCCUCCUGAAUACCCCUCAAAAAUGGAGUACUUCUUUGACCCCGAGGUGCUCACAGAGGGCGAACUGGCCCCGAACGACCGCUGCUGUCGCAUCUGUGGAAAAAUAGGCCACUUUAUGAAGGAUUGUCCAAUACGCAGAAAGGUGAGACAGAAGCGUGAUCCCCUGAACUACGAGGACGGAGGAGGUGGCAGGCGGCACCAUGGCAACCAGGACAGGGUGCGGCCAGAGCCCCUGGAGGUCAGGGACCAGGCACUGCGCCAUGGCGACAGGCGGAAAGGCCAGGAGGAGAAGAGAUGCUUCAUCUGUGGCUCCUGCAGCCACAUAAUGAAAGAGUGUCCCAAAUACAGGGGUCGUGCUGGAAGCCCCAGGGGUGAGGGGUUAUCUACAUCCGGUCUCACGAAGAGCCCCCGCGAAAGACAGGGUUCACCCCUCCGGGAGGAGAGGAGGAUGCCAAAACAGUCAAAGAUGACUCUGAGCCCCCGAGCAGGCAGCCUCACUAACAGGCACCUGACUCAGGGCAGAGCCUCUUCCAGGAGAAAACCCAUGGACUGAAGAGAAGCAUGUUUACUUUAAGCCAAAACCCAGUCCCAUCCACCUUUAGCUCUUGUCUGUGUGUAGGUCACAUGGUGAGAAGCAGGACGAAACCUGAGCCACCUCACCGGUGUUAUGUUUUUAACCAGAAUUCCUCCAGAAGGAGUUUUGAUUUUUCUUUUCUUUUUUCUUUUUAUAAUUCAUUUUAAAUCCAAAGCCAUCACGCAUGCUCUUUGCCGAACAGGUUUCUAUUUGUUUUAUUUUAAUUUUAAUACAGUCAUUUGGUCACUUUGUCACAUGCACUAUGAACUGUCUGUAGAAAAGACAGUAUAGCUUAAAUUGGAACGCCUCAGAUAGCUGUACGGUAAGGCCUUUGGGAUUGUCUAAGCAGUGAUAUAAACCUUUACUAUUCAACUUUCAGAAAUAGUGACUUGAGUCUCUGAGUGUUCAUGUAAAAAGAAUAAAAGAUUUAAUUAGUACUGGGCUUUUGAUAAAUCAGAACCACAAGCCUUGUCUUCCACCUGUUUGCUGCUGUGUUAACUUACUACUGUGUGAAAACCGCUAAAAAAAUAAACCUUUUUUUAAAAUAAAAAAAAAGGAAAAAAAAAAAACUUCUGAUUUCAUUUAGUCAGCUUGAGGCAUUUGCUUCAAGUUAUAAACAAGACUUGUUCAGUCUUAAGAUUUCAAAUACAAUGUUCUUCCUGUUCUGAGAAGUAGUUUGCUAAAUAUUACAGUACUUCUUUACAAGUAUUAGUUGAUUUAACCUCAGGUUAUGUGAAUGAAUAUAUUGUGUGUUUUUGUAAUUUACAUUGUGGAAACCAGAUUUCCCCACAGUGUGAUGAAAACCUGUAAGUUUUAACCUUGUGGGGACAUUUUUUUUUUCCAGUCCCCACACGGAUAACCUUGAUUUUAUAAAACAUCUCUGAAUGCAAUCAAAAAAACUAUCCAAUAAUCUUGUAUUUUGCUUUAUUACCUUAUAGUGAAGGAUGUGGUAGUUGGGAUUAAGGUUAUGCCCAUAGAAAUUGUGUGUGUGUGUAUAUAAAAUAUGUAACGUGUAUGUGGCCACCACACAAUGCUUAAUUAGCUUCCUGUUGGCAUAGAUUAAGCAGGAGCUCUAGAGGAGGAUACCAUUCUACAUCAAGAAAUUUUUAUGACAAUGUUAAUGCUUGUUCGAGACCUCAGAUAUGGUUUGUGAUCAGGUAUUGUGACCGGUAUAGUUUACAUUGUUUUCCAGCCCUCCAAACCACAGUACUGACCACGUGUGCCCCACAUUUGUCUAAUCAUGCACUGGAUGAAACUCCCUGUUCACCUAUUUGCAUUUGCUUGUUAAAUCUUACAUUUUGGAUCAACACAGACAUUGCAGAGGAGCAGCGUAUGCUAUGACGUAGGGCAGUUUUAUAUCUGGCAUCAUGCAAUCUAAUAUAAGUACAUAGGUCUAUUUAUAGGGGGGACAAAUGACGCCAAAUUAAAUACUGGGGGACACAUGCUCCCCUAUGCCACUGGCAUGUACUCUUAUUGAAACUAAGGGCUGUUUAAGAGAACCCUAAAGCUGGAGCCAGCAUCCAACUGCAGGAGAACUUCAACUCUGCCCAUUUUCUUGUUUUCUCUUUUGCUGAUAAUGAAAUGGCCGUUAUUUGUUUUCACUUCUCUCCAACAUCUUGUUAAGCAGUUUUCCUCUCAUGCACUCAGAUAAAAUCCCUAUUUCUUCUCCUUC